This is a messenger RNA of Linum trigynum, 2758 nucleotides long. The record is from the annotation of a GenBank genome assembly. Lineage: Eukaryota; Viridiplantae; Streptophyta; Magnoliopsida; Malpighiales; Linaceae.
GUAAUAUUUCAAGUUGUACCUUUAACGUUAUGUCAAUUAUGUUACAACUUCAUAUAUUAUGGUACACCAAUGCUAUAUAAAAUUAUAAAAUUCUUCUAUAUUAAAUAAAAAAACAUAAAAAUGUCAAUUUAGAAAUUAGUUUAUCUAAAAUUAAAAUGCAAUAUUCUUGAAGUAAUAUGCAGACAGCCAGACACCUCCCGGCCAUUGGCCGGGCUAAAAUGCUAGUACUUGUAUUACCCAAUUUACCCGCCGAGCCAGACAAAGGUAAAAUGGAACAAGCGACGGAACUCGGAAGAUAAAGCUUCGAUCUUUUCAAGCAUACGAAGCCGUUUGGUGAAAUAGCGUAAACGAUGCCGUUCUGUUUGGUAAGUUAGAACAAUAGAAGUAUAGAACUCCAUUUUCCUCUGCCUUGGAAGUUGGAAGAGAGCCGAGUCUGUCCAAAGUACUGAGUCGACGCUGAGAAGCGAGAAAGUUUGGCAAGGCGGAGAGAGAUUGGAUUAAGGUAUGGCCUUCGCCGUCGUUCUUCUGGUUUGAAAUUUUGUUUCUGCUUGCAUCUCAAGAUAAUGUAUGGGGAAACUGAAUAGGGUUAUUCGAGUUUGUAUGUUGAUUAAUCGCGAGGAAGUUUUUGUGCUUGUACCCAAUGAUCUUAGAUCUCGCCUCUGGUUCAAUUAGAUUUUCGAGCGGACAGAGUUCUAUUGAUUCGACGAUUUGUUGGAAUAUGCUGGGAACUUGAAUGUGCGUUGCAAAGUCAUGGAUCUGCUUUGAUAUUUCGGGAUCAUUGAUAUCCGUUUCUCUGCAAUUGAUUUUUUUUUUUUUUCCGGAUGGAAUUUGAAGGCAAGACAUGGCGGCGGGAGCUGGAAGUUCGAUGCUUUACUCGCUUCUUCUGUUCUUGGGCAUUCUUUCACUUCAAGAGAUGUACCGCGGGAAGCUGGCGUCUACCGAGUUGUUCACCAUUCUUGGAGGAUUCACUAGCUCUCUCCUUUUCCUUGUGCUCUUAACUUUCAUUGGUAAUUUCCAGGAAUCAAAUGGCAUGAAGACCGGAUGGGGUGCUGGUGAGUUCUUUUAGUUCUCUUUGUUUUGCUUCUCCUUCUUUCAAAGCAGUAUGUUUAUUGCUCAUGGGGUAUUUUCAUGGUGCCUGGUAGUCAUUAUAGUGAAUCUUCAUUAAGCUUGCCUACAAACACUGCUUAUAGCCUUACUGACUUCCCUUCAGUUAUAAACGUCGAUAAGUUUUCAGCUCCUUUUCCCUUGCAUUAUCAAUAUGUUUUGUCAUUAUUGUACACUACAUCAAAAUAACAUUUAUUCUGAAGCAUCAUCAUUACAAUUUCUGACUAACAGUUUCUCUCUGAACAGUUGUAUUGGCUGAAGUUGUUGCUCUAAUUGCAGCUGGAACUGUACAUCGGGUUUGCAUAACAACUUGGUAAUGUUUUAACACUACUACUCGUUUAAUUCUACUUAUUCUUGUCUGUAGUAACAUAUUUGUUUGGGAAGACAUCGUCUGCAAGCGAGUUCUUAACCCUGUUAUGUACCCAUGUUUUGAUUUGCUUCCCUUGAUUCCAUUGAUAUGAGUGUGACUUUUGGCAUGUCAUUCCUUGAGUUAUGGUUGUGAUACUAUAGAAGAAAGAUCCCCAAUGGCUGCGAGGCCAUUUUAUGCAAUUAAAGCUGCAAGUCAUCUUUGAGUAAAAUGUGGUCUAGGUUUCUACUUCUUGCUUUGGUUCCACAUGCACUACUUGGCAGUAAUUUAAAGGGUAUUUUCUUUGUGAUGGAACAUUAUAUGUGUUCAUAUUCUUUAAGCAUGUAGUUAUGCUAUUACUCAUUAAGUAAUGGAAGGCGCAAUGCUUGUUGGUCUACUGAAUGAACUUACUUUUCGUUGAACUUAGCUGUGCCUUGUUAUGCAGAAAGAACCUUUUUUCGUCUUUGUUUAUCUUUGAAAGAAGUAAUUAUAUUGCACAUAAGUAUUGAUGCUGAUCCUUUUGCUAUCAUCUGCUGGCAGUUUCUUGUUCUCGGGUGGUUUACUAUACGAGGUGAACAAGCUUUCCGGGAUUGCUCAAUCUAAAGUUGAAUCCAAAACAAGGAGACAUUGACAUGAUACUGCUCUUCGCAACUUAGUUAUCAAAUUAUCUGGGAAUGUGAGGUUGCACCAUUUUGAUAUCCUUUCCGAAGCAACAUAGGAGAUGCAUCACGUGGUCAUUUUGUAUGCAGACUCCAACUAUAGGGCAUCAUCUAUAGGGUAACUAGAAAAUGUUGGAAUGAUUCCAGCUUAUUGUUGCUUCCUUGAAUAGAGAACUUGGAUAUGAACCUUUCUGUUUUGAUCCCUGCCCCUAGACUAUGUAGAACUGCCAAUUCUUAUUAAAUAGUAUGAAGCCGAGAAUUUUCAGAACCACCAACCAUAUUUAUGCAGCAAAUCUCUAGAAAGCUAAAAAUCAUGUGGGCAAGUUGCUUCAAGGAUGAAGAAGCAAUGGUGCCUCAAUGAGAUGCUUCAGGGGGAAUAAUAUAUUGGAGUCGUCGCUCGUUGUGUUUCAGUGAGUAACAGUAUUUCAAUAUGAUCCAUGCUGCCCUUUCCAGAUCAGUUUCGGUAGGCUUACAAAUUUUUUAUGUAGCAAAUUGGGUUUGUAGCAGCCUUAUCUUGACAUCUUCCACAGCUGCAUAGUUUUCUAUACUAUUGUCAGCAACUUUAACGCUUUAUUUUUGAGUUCCCUUUCCAAACCUCUUCUUGCGGGCUUGCGGCUGGCUCAUCUCCUAAUAUAACUAUGUUAAGACC